AGGAUGAUCGGCUGAGCAGUUAGAAGUAUCAAUGAGCAGUGAGUAGAGUGGUGUCCGGUGUGGUGGUUUUUCUUUAAAGUGAGCAAACGUAAAUUUGGUUUAAGUGUAUGAGCUGAAGAAAAUGCUGAGGUUCGCUUUCACUCUUCUUUUGUUUACGCUUGCAUUCGGCGUUCUAUCCUCCUCCCCGGUCUUCUCCGAUCUAAUCCUCGCCAAGGUUGACCGUCGCAUUGAUUUGACAUCUCAAAUUGUGCGCAUAACUACCUCACUAAAGGUAGAGAAUGCGGGAUCAAACCCUAUCUCCGAGAUCUUGUUGUCCUUUCCUGAAAAUCAGGCAAAGCACCUGGCAUACUUGACAGCAACACUUAAUGAAGGAAAGGGGAAAGGGAAAGCAUCUUCUGGUGCUGGUUUACCCACUGAAGUUGUUAUCCCUAAAGAUGUGCCUGAUUCCUUGACAUUUUAUUCCGUAUCUUUACCCAAGGGGCUUGGGAAGGGAGAGAGUUUGCUGUUGGAUGUCUUGGCUGUUUUUACCCAUGCGUUGGAACCAUUUCCUGAGAAAAUUAGUCAAGCUGAUAUCCAGCUUUUACUGUUUCAAGAUACUGCACACUUUCUUUCUCCUUAUAAAGUAAUGGUCCAGUCAGUCGCUGUUAAAUUGCCCGAAGCAAGAGUCGAGUCCUACACAAAACUUGAGGGCACAAAACUGUCUGGAUCUGAGUUGAAAUAUGGCCCGUUCCAUAAUAUUCCACCAUUUUCAUACUUGCCAAUAAUUAUUCACUUUGAGAAUAAUCAACCCUUUGCAGUUGCUGAAGAGUUAGUGCGAGAGAUCGAGAUUUCCCAUUGGGGAAAUGUACAGGUCACAGAGCAUUACAAUCUCUUUCAUGGUGGUGCCAAGAGUAAAGGAGAAUUUUCUAGACUUGACUAUCAGGCCAGGCCAUAUGUAAGAGGUGCAUCAGCCUUUAGGCGUCUUGUUGCAAGGCUGCCGCCACGAGCUCAUUCAGUUUACUACAGGGAUGAAAUUGGAAACAUUUCCACUUCUAGUUUAUGGGGUGACUCAAAGAAGACAGAACUGGAGAUUGAACCUAGGUACCCUUUGUUUGGUGGAUGGAGAACUGCUUUUACGAUUGGAUAUGGUUUGCCAUUGCGGGACUUCCUAUUCGAAUCGGAUGGAAAACGUUUCCUUAAUUUUUCUUUUGGUUCCCCUAUAAAUGAGCUAGUGAUUGACACUCUCAUUGUGAAGGUUGUUCUACCAGAAGGGUCCAAAGAUAUUUCUGCAUCUGUUCCAUUUCCGGUGAAACAAUGGCAGGAGACAAAGUUUUCCCACUUGGAUCUUGUUGGUAGACCUGUUGUUGUGCUGGAAAAGAACAAUGUUGUGCCUGAGCAUAAUGAGCAUUUUCAGGUCUAUUAUAAAUUUAACAGUCUCUCCAUGCUCAGGGAGCCUCUGAUGUUGAUCUUUGGGUUUUUCUUUCUCUUUGUUGCCUGCAUUGUCUACAUGCAUGCGGAUUUGUCAAUCUCCAAAUCAUCUGCAUCUUAUUUGGCCAAGGUCCAGUGGGAAGAGGUGCAAGCAACUGUUCAGCAGAUCCAUAAUAUCAUUAGCCAUUGCUUAACAGCACAUGACAAGCUAGAAGCAUCAUUGCGUGAUCUUUCUAGGACAGGAGAUGUUCAAGCUUGUAAAGCAACUAGAAAAUCAGUUGAUAGCUUGUUGAAAGGGGUUUCUAAAGACUUGAAGCCUCUGGUGACAUUCUUGCAAUCUUCUCCACAAGCAGCUCAUAUACUGCCCAAGGUGGAAGAACUGAUUGCUAAGGAGAGAGAUUUGCAGGAGAGACUCAUGGCAAAACACACAACAGUUGUAGACUGCUACGAGAAGAAGUUAGGAGGAAGGGAAAUUGAGAAUCGGAUUGCUUCAAAUCAGCAGAAAAUUACCUCUUUGAGGCAGGAGGUUGAUGACCUCAUGGAUUUUAUCGAUGAGAUAUGAUGAUUGUUGAAUAUGCUGCUCCGGACGACAUGAAAUGAGACCAUUUUGACAUUGUUUUACUUGUUUGGUUCGAAUUUUGCGGUGGUCUAAUCGUUGCCAAGAGAGGAUUUUGCUAGUUUUGUAUUGACUUUAUUUAUAUAUUGUAGCAGCAGUUAAGGUUUAUGGUCCUGUACACUUUUAUAUCCCUGUUAUCUUACCAAUACCUACUGGAUGGUGGAUACUACUAGUACUUAACUCUUUUUCAUCGAGCCCGUAUUACACGACCAACGGAAUUGAAAUUAUGAAAUAGAGGCUUUUCUUA
This is a messenger RNA of Arachis stenosperma, 2270 nucleotides long. RefSeq names its product dolichyl-diphosphooligosaccharide--protein glycosyltransferase subunit 1A. Lineage: Eukaryota; Viridiplantae; Streptophyta; Magnoliopsida; Fabales; Fabaceae. The record is from RefSeq and is a predicted model, not a curated record. Gene Ontology annotation, cellular component: oligosaccharyltransferase complex; membrane. The transcript is spliced from 10 exons. The coding region runs from base 122 to 1969 and encodes 615 amino acids.